CCAGAGGAGCGCCAGACUGGGCGCUGGCCAAUGGCGUUUGAGCCCCGCCGAGAGUAAUGUUAGAGAGCUGAAGACUGAAGACACUGCGUAUCGCCACUGUUCCCUCACAUACAGCCAUUGCAGAGCAUUGAGAUCCAGCGAUAGUCCCUUGAUACUGCCGUCAUAAUGGGGAAAGAUCCGACCAAGCCGAGGGGCAAGAUGUCCUCUUAUGCGUAUUUUGUCCAGACCUGUCGGGAGGAGCACAAGAAGAAACACCCUGAGGCUUCUGUGAACUUUUCCGAGUUCUCCAAGAAGUGUUCUGAGCGCUGGAAGACAAUGUCUGCCAAGGAGAAGGGCAAGUUUGAGGACCUGGCAAGGCAGGACAAAGUCCGCUAUGAGAGGGAGAUGGUGAACUACGUGCCUGCCAGGGGAGCAGGCAAGACGAAGAAGUUCAAGGACCCCAAUGCCCCCAAGAGACCCCCAUCCGCUUUCUUCAUCUUCUGCGCAGAUUUUCGCCCUAAGGUGAAAGGUGAGAGCCCUGGUCUGACCAUUGGAGAUGUUGCCAAGAGGCUGGGCGAGAUGUGGAACGGCACCUCUUCAGAGGACAAGCAGCCCUACGAGAAGAAGGCCGCUAAACUGAAGGAGAAGUAUGAGAAGGAUGUUGCAGCCUAUCGUGCUAAGGGCAAAACCGGCGCUGCAGCACCAGCAAAAGCCCCGGCCAAGGUGGAGAAAAAAGACGACGACGACGACGAUGAUGAUGAGGAAGACGAUGACGACGACGACUUCGAUGAUGAUGAUGAUUAGAUGGUGACAUAUAUAGUGGUCAAUUUCUUGUUUAUAAAGCAUUUAACCCCCUUGUACACACUUCACUUACUGAAAGAAAAUACGUUAGUAUCCAAGGGGUAAAAAAAACAUCAAAAAAGGCUGUGUAUAUCAGUUGUUUUUAUGCUGUACAGUUUUUUUCUCCUUUUUUGUAUAGUUAACACUACAAAAGUGUCGUAUCUGUAUCUUUCUGCCAGUCUUAUUAUUUCCAGUGAUAGUUCCUAGACCACUAUCCGGCCUGGUACAGUGUAGAGGGGUGGGCCUUCAGUAAUUACCCUAGUUAGAGGUGCACAGCACAUAAAAAACGUUCUGAGUUUGAUCUGAGUGUUUCUCUUCCUUUUUUUCCACCUUUUCCUGUGUGUUAUUAUUUUAAAUGACAUGUUAUCGAAUUUGACGUAUCACGGUUGUUUUACUGAUCUUUACGUACCACUGUAAUAGCAAAAGUAAGAAAAAAAGCCUGGUUUAUUGUUGAAAUUUAAAUUGCUUCUGAUGUCAAUAAACAUUUUUUUUUAAUAA
Messenger RNA from Labrus mixtus (cuckoo wrasse), 1317 nucleotides. It is a transcript of the gene hmgb1a, whose product is annotated as high mobility group box 1a. The record is from RefSeq and is a predicted model, not a curated record. The transcript has 5 exons. Gene Ontology annotation, biological process: regulation of transcription by RNA polymerase II. The coding region runs from base 166 to 783 and encodes 205 amino acids. NCBI's taxonomy places the organism in Eukaryota, Metazoa, Chordata, Actinopteri, Labriformes, Labridae. Gene Ontology annotation, cellular component: nucleus. Gene Ontology annotation, molecular function: DNA binding, bending.